CUUUUUUUUCUUGCCGGCGGCUUACUGGUCCCGCGCGGCGCUUUUCAGUCGCCUCGGGGGCCGGCGCGCCGCGUCGCGCGCUUGCUUUUUUAUCCCAAAGCUUAGGCCUGUCGAGGCCGCGCCGGCGUUUGCGCGAACCGCGCGAGGCGGGGCCCGCGUCCCUGAGGUUCCGCCGGUCUGUUGCGUCGCUCCCCUUGUCUAUGUGUGGCUCAGACCGCUGUGAGGGUGCUUUUUGGGCUCUCAAAGUCGGCCGCAGACUAACGUGAAAAGCCGGGCUCUCACCGCUCGAACAAUGACCCACGACGUCGCUGCGUACUCUCAGAGAUCUUUCUGGGACGAUGUCGACCGCCGCCGAUAAAACCCGCACCUCCAGCUAUCGAAUCGAGGCCCGCAAACGCCAAGGCUGCCCGAGGACGCGGAGGAAGCGACACGAUUGGCCAAGGCUUGCUGAGCUGAAGUCCCGUCCGCCCGGUCCUACUCGUUCGCGCACUCGGAAGUGCUGCACCGACAGAGCUGCCCACUGCUAUGGCCGAUCUGCCGCCCCCGCCAGACCCCGCGGCCGUCCAGGCGAUGAUGGACGCGAAGACGCCCCAUGAAGCGGCCAUGGCGCGUGUGAAGAUGAGCUCUCAAGAAAUAUGGGAGCUGUACCAACAAGCAGAAGAAUUCAAUAAACAAGACGCCGUCCUCGAGCUCGAAAUGAAGAAUGCGUGGCUCGAGUACGAAAAAACAAAAGCACCUCUGGAGGAAGCGAAGAAGCGCCUCACGACGCCCGGGGCCCUGAACCCCGACAACCCGCCGCCGCCCUUGGAACCCGAACUUAUUGGAUUGCCUCCAUUGUCAGAUCCGUGGUGGAAGCACAAGCGCGGCCCGCCGCCGCCGCCAUCGGAUGAAAGAGCCCCGGACAUGCCGCCGCGCAAACUAAACGAGGGCGAGGCGCCGCCGCCGCCUCCAUCAAAUCCGUACGCGAAGUUCGAGAAUUUAGCGGAUUCGAGCGACGACGAAAAGCCUUCAAGGAAGAACCUCGAGGGGAUUGUGUCGUCGGAGCUCAAUCUCGAGCAGCUCAAGGCGUACAGUGACAUGAGCGAGGCCGAGUUCGAGAAGGUGCUCCAGUUGAAGGACGAGGAGAUAGCGACUAAACAAUCGAAGAACAGUGAACAGGAGCGGCGCAUCGCCGAGGCUAAUGAAACACUACAAAAGGUCGAGGCGAAGACGGCGGAGCUGUCGGCCGCGAUGGCGCGCGACGCGCCCGUCGAGGAGCUCGCCGCGCUGCACCGCGAGCUCGAUCAGCUGGUGUUGCAAACCUCAAGAAACCUGCCGGCGGACUUCCCGCCGCCUCCCGAAAGGGGCGAGCUGUCUGGAGACUCCGAAGACGAGGGUCUGGCCGGCGUCGACGCAGGCGUCGAGGAGGAGAAGGACGAUCCAUCGCCGCGGUCAGACGAGUAACCACCUUUCUUGUGA
Pelagomonas calceolata is the source of this 1458-nucleotide messenger RNA. NCBI's taxonomy places the organism in Eukaryota, Pelagophyceae, Pelagomonadales, Pelagomonadaceae. The record is from the annotation of a GenBank genome assembly.